GCAGGGCACCUCUAUCCAGUUUUUGCACAACGAAUGCGACUUACAGGCAGGGCACCUCUAUCCAGUUUUUGCACAACGAAUGCGACUUACAGGCAGGGCACCUCUAUUUUUUCUUUAAAUGUACACUAUCAAGGCUGGAUAAACCCACAAUUUUCGCGCCUUUUGCGACUUACGGGCAGAGAACCCUAA
Messenger RNA from Ambispora leptoticha, 189 nucleotides. Lineage: Eukaryota; Fungi; Glomeromycota; Glomeromycetes; Archaeosporales; Ambisporaceae. The record is from the annotation of a GenBank genome assembly.